GGCAGACUUCAGCCACUCUUGCAGUGUUGGACUAGUGUACUACCGGAGAUAUGCGGGUGGCAGUGAUCGGAGCUGGAGUCAUUGGCCUGUCCACGGCUCAGAGCAUAUAUGAGCAUUAUCACUCUGUUGUCAGCCCACUGACUAUAGAGGUGUAUGCAGACCGUUUCACUCCACUGACCACUAGUGAUGGAGCUGCUGGCUUCUGGCAGCCAUACCUCUAUGACAAGGGCAACAUCCAGGAGACAAAAUGGAAUAAAGAGACAUUUGACUACUUGCUGAGCUGCCUCAGUUCACCAGAGUCCAUAAAGAUGGGAGUAUUCCUCCAGUCUGGCUACAACCUCUUCACUGAACCAGCACAGGAUCCAUCAUUUAAAGACAUUGUCCUGGGUUUCAGACAGCUCACAGAGCGAGAGCUGCAGAUGUUCCCUGGAUACACUUAUGGGUGGUUCAACACUGCACUUAUGGUGGAAGGAAAAACAUAUUUACCUUGGCUGAUGGAUUGGUUGCAAAAAAGGGGUGUGAAAUUUUAUCACAGGAAGAUUUCAUCCUUCAAGGAGCUGUCAGAAACUGGGGCAGACGUGAUAAUAAACUGCACUGGAAUAAGAUCAGGAGACCUCCAGCCUGACCCGGAACUCAAACCGGGCCGGGGACAGAUAUUGAAGGUGGAUGCCCCAUGGUUAAAGCACUGGAUUCUUACCCACGAUCUCGAUACAGGGGUCUACAAUUCACCGUACAUCAUUCCAGGGAGUCGUCAUGUGACUGUCGGUGGGGUGUUUCAAGUAGGAAACUGGAGUGAACAAAACAGUUCCAUUGAUCAUAAAAAAAUCUGGGAAGAGGCUUGCCAGCUGGAGCCUAGCCUCAAGCAUGCCAGGAUAAUGGAAGACUGGUCCGGUCUCAGGCCUGUUCGCAGCAAAGUUAGACUGGAGAGGCAGACUAUACCGUCUGGAGCAACUUCGUUAGAGGUGAUACACAACUAUGGCCAUGGAGGUUAUGGACUCACCAUUCACCGAGGCUGCGCUCAGGAAGCAGCGAGGCUCUUCGGUCAGAUUGUGGAAGAAAAGGGGAAAGGGCCAAAAGCUCGCUUGUAAACUUUUA
Messenger RNA from Scomber japonicus (chub mackerel), 1095 nucleotides. RefSeq names its product D-amino-acid oxidase-like. Lineage: Eukaryota; Metazoa; Chordata; Actinopteri; Scombriformes; Scombridae. The transcript has 11 exons. The record is from RefSeq and is a predicted model, not a curated record. Bases 51 to 1088 code for a protein of 345 amino acids. Gene Ontology annotation, molecular function: FAD binding; D-amino-acid oxidase activity.